AUGCAGGAGUUCAAGUGGAACAGCUGCAUCCGAUUGCUGGAAGCCUUCCGUCGCUGGGGCAUUGUAGAUCCAAACCUUACAGAGAUGGUGCUGGCACGGCUGCAGGACAUCCUUCCGGACGCCACCACGCGAGAUCUGACGAUGCUGCUGGAGUACCUCUGCCAGAUGGGCUUGGCUUGCCUGGAGCUCUUACAACCACUCUGUCAGAUGGCCUUCAGUAGCUUGUGGCUCUUUACUCCGCAGCAGUUGGUGUCCAUCGCGCACUCUCUCGAAACGUGGAGUUUCAUGGCGACGCUACGACUUCGUGGCACCUUCAUCGACGUCGAGGAAGGAUAUGACGUCGAUUCAGGGAGGUCCAGGAGCUUCUCACCCGCACGUGCACGAACAGAAGCAGACGUCAAAGAGUCUGAGUAUCUUGCGACCUUGCUUGGGAGAUCCUGGGCAGAGGAGUUUCGUUUUGCUCCAUUUCCAGAGAGCGAGACCGAUGUGAAUGAGGCUGCCGAGGCCGAGCCAGACAAAAAGCAAGACGAGGAGGCUGCGUUGAGCCCCGGCAGCAUUGGACAUCCGGUUCUUUGCUGCCGCCCAUGUGUGCGCUUCUUCAAAGGGGAAUGCAAUCUUGGUGCCAAUUGUGCCUAUUGUCACCUUCAGCACCAACAUUUGAAGCUCGCUCUCGACAAGAACCAGCGGCAGUACUUGCGGAUGAUCGACCUGGGUGAGCUGGUGGCCUUGUUGCUGCCACACAUCCACAUGGCCAUCUCGGCGGUUCCGGACUUGUCAGCAGAACUCGCUGACCCUUUGGUCAAAACGCUCCAAUCGAAGAUGGUGGAUCCUUUCCCGCCGAUGUGCAAAGAUCGCUGGAAAGCCCAGGAGUUCGAGAAAUUCUUGGGGCUUGCCAGGCUGAGAUUCUUGAGCCCAAAGGAUCUCGAGGAGCUCUUGGAGGCGCUGCUGCCACACGUGGGAAGGCUCAGUGAUCCAGAGGUCUCGAGGUUGCUCUUCGCGCUGGCGCUCAGCAACCCCGAUUGGCAGGGCAAGUGGCAGACUGUGAAGCAAGUGCUCGCAGCUCAGUACGUGGCUGGAAGCACCCGGAACUUGCGUGCAGAUGUGUCGGUCGCUUGGGCCUUUGCGGUCCUUCAGCUUCCUCAAUACAUGCCAGACGUUCUCCGGCUUUUGGACACUCACGCGACCUCCGCGGUGGACGUGCCACGAAGCGUCCUGGUGAUGCUGCACGAGGUAUGUUCCUAUGUAGCUUGUCAUGGCCUGCACUCUGAGCUGGCCGUUCAGUGGCGUUCAGCGGCAGAGGAGGCGAACAAGGAGGAGGUGGAGCGCUGGGCACGUUCGGGGUCGCCCCUGCGGGCGCAGGUCGCGCGGUGGUGAAGUCGUGCAACGACGAGAGUGGUCCAGGGCGCAGCUGGUCGGGGCUUGGUCUAUUUUCCGAACCGAUCCCAGGGGAACGCCGGCCCGGAGGUCUCACUUCGAAUACACACCCAUGUGACGACCCGAG
Messenger RNA from Durusdinium trenchii, 1501 nucleotides. The record is from the annotation of a GenBank genome assembly. Lineage: Eukaryota; Dinophyceae; Suessiales; Symbiodiniaceae.